AAGCGCUCAGUGUGGAGCUGUCAGUAAAAGUAGUUGUAGCGACAGCCCAUAGAUAGUACAGUGUGUCCAGUUACAGUCUGACCGCCUCUCCUGCUCAGUGGCAAAAUACAGUACGCGUGGAAAUACAUUGGAUUGAAUAGGCAUAUACAUUGGAUAGAGAGGAAUAACGUUGCUUUUUGAUUAUGGCUGAUGUCACGCAAUUCAACGAGGGGACCGGGGACGUCGCGAAAGGGUUCGCUCGUAAAGGAGCUUUGAGGCAGAAGAACGUCCAUGAAGUGAAGGACCACAAAUUCACUGCAAGGUUCUUCAAGCAGCCGACUUUUUGUAGUCACUGCACCGACUUUAUCUGGGGAUUUGGAAAGCAAGGAUUCCAGUGCCAAGUUUGCUGUUUCGUGGUCCACAAGAGGUGCCAUGAGUUUGUCACGUUCUCUUGCCCCGGUGCGGAUAAGGGUCCCGACACAGACGACCCCAGAACCAAGCACAAGUUUAAGAGCCACACCUAUGGCAGCCCCACUUUCUGCGACCACUGUGGCUCUCUCCUGUAUGGUCUCAUCCACCAGGGGAUGAAGUGUGAGACCUGCGACAUGAAUGUGCACAAUCAGUGUGUGAUGAACGUGCCAAGCAUGUGCGGGACGGACCACACCGAGAGGAGGGGACGCCUCUACCUGAAGUGUGACAUCACAGGAGACAAGCUGCAGGUCACAGUGGGCGAAGGUCGAAAUCUGAUCCCCAUGGACCCCAACGGCUCAUCUGACCCUUACGUCAAGCUCAAGCUCAUCCCAGACCCCAAGAAUGAGACCAAGAAGAAGACCAAGACCAUCCGCGCCAACCUCAACCCCACCUGGAAUGAGUCUUUCACAUUCAAGCUGAAGCCUACAGACAAGGACCGCAGGCUGUCUGUGGAGGUGUGGGACUGGGACCGGACCACCAGGAACGACUUCAUGGGCUCCCUGUCCUUCGGCGUGUCAGAGCUGAUCAAAUCGCCUGUGUGUGGCUGGUACAAGAUGUUGAACCAAGAGGAGGGAGAGUACUACAACGUGCCCAUAUCAGAGGAGGAUGACGGAAACGAGGAGCUCAGACAGAAGUUUGAGGGCCAGGCCAAGGACAAAGCCAGCCAAGUUCAGAAAGCCAAGCUGGGCCCUGGUACUAAGAAGGUGAUCGCUCCAUCAGAUGACAGCAGGUCUAAUCUGCCCUCUAACAACCUGGACUCUGUCAAACUCACCGACUUCAACUUCCUGGCCGUGCUGGGGAAAGGCAGCUUCGGCAAGGUGAUUCUGGCAGAGAUGAAGCCCACAGAGGAUCUGUACGCCAUCAAGAUCCUGAAGAAGGACGUGGUGAUCCAGGAUGAUGAUGUGGAGUGUACCAUGAUAGAGAAGAGAGUCCUGGCCCAGCAGGACAAACCACCCUUCCUCACCUCACUCCACUCCUGCUUCCAGACCGUGGACCGGCUGUACUUUGUCAUGGAGUAUGUGAAUGGGGGAGACCUCAUGUACCACAUCCAACAAGCGGGCAAGUUCAAAGAGCCACAGGCAGUGUUCUAUGCAGCAGAGAUCUCUGUUGGCCUGUUCUUCCUGCACAAGAAAGGAAUCAUUUACAGGGAUCUGAAGCUGGACAACGUGAUGCUGGACUCGGAGGGCCACAUUAAGAUUGCUGACUUUGGCAUGUGUAAAGAGAACAUAUACGAGGGAGUGACCACUCGCACCUUCUGUGGGACGCCCGACUACAUCGCCCCAGAGAUUAUUGCAUACCAGCCAUAUGGGCUAUCAGUGGAUUGGUGGGCAUACGGAGUGCUGCUCUAUGAAAUGUUGGCAGGACAGCCCCCGUUUGAUGGUGAGGAUGAGGACGAGCUCUUCCAGUCCAUCAUGGAGCACAACGUGUCGUACCCCAAGCAAAUGUCCAAAGAGGCCGUGUCCAUCUGCAAAGGGCUGAUGACCAAACACCCGUCGAAGCGUCUGGGCUGCGGCUCCGAGGGAGAGAGGGACAUCCGGGAGCACGCCUUCUUCAGACGCAUCGACUGGGAACGUCUCCAGAACCGCGAGAUCCAACCCCCCUUCAAGCCCAAAGGGUGCGGCAAAGGGGCGGAGAACUUCGACAAGUUCUUCACGCGCACCCAGCCCCAGCUCACGCCGCCCGACCAGCUGGUCAUCGCCAACAUCGACCAAGCUGACUUCUCAGGCUUCUCAUUCAUCAACCCCCAGUUCAUACACCCCUCCCUGGUCUCCCUGCACACCGUAUGAGGAGGAGGAGGAGGGGGGGGGGACCAUGGACCCCCCUUCCUACCUCCGCUACCUACCUAGCACUAACCCUCCACCAACUGCAGCUUCUUCAAGCCAAACUCCCAACCACCAAACUGGUCCAACUUAACAACAACAACGUGGACACUGAUAUCGACCGCCAUUUUGAGUUCCUCUAUCAAUGUAUUAAUGAUGUGUCCUCUAGGAAUUGGACUUGGGGCUCUGAGUGAGAGGAGUUGGUGAGUGGAAAUGCUGUGUGUUAAUGGUGAGGAUGAAGGUUUGAGGAAGGAGGUGUAUGUAGGGUUGAUAUACUUUCCCACCCACCCGUUGUGUUUGUAUUCGAAUGGGCAAUUAUUUGAAAUCAACUCCUAUUGAAAUGAAUCAUGAUAGAUAUUGAGAUGACUGACCUGUUGUUUUGAAUGUGUGGGGACAAAACCCAUGAAACAAUGCCAGUUUUUUUAACUGAUUCUAGAGCGAAGGGUUAACUUCUUGUUAAACCCUGUACUGGCUAUACUGGUCUCCAUUGAAACCCAAGGAAACUACAAACGUAAUCUCUUGUUUUGAGCUAUUGGGUCAGAGUUUGAGCCAAAUAUGAGGUCAGUACAGGGAGACUAUGUUUACAGUCUUACCUUGUGUUGGUGAGAUUUUAUUUCAAUAUGUGUCAUAACAGGUGCCCCUAUGUUUCAAUAUGCAUCAAAUAAUACACACCCAGUACGAAUAUCGUGACACACUAACAAUAACACGCACAUACAGAUGUAGGAUCUUCAUUUGAUCCCCCUAUUGCAGGAAAACUUUCCUGCAUUGCAAACUAAAAUGUGUAAUGUAUUUGAGGUUUAAAAAGGCUUUUGAAGUUUGUAAUUUCCACUUAGAAAUGUCAGACUUGAUUUUCCCUUAAGAAAAAUGUAUCAACCCUUUAAAAAAAGGCUAUUAAUUAUGAUCCACCUAAUAAUUCACAUUUCCUGUAGCCGCAGGAUACAUUUUUCUGCUGUAGCAAACUGGCUCAAAUUAAGAUCAUACAUCUGUACACACAAAUUGCAGUUACACAGGGAUAUAUUGAACCUUGAACUACAGGUUGUAUGGUUAUCUUGUCAUUAGGUUUACAACCGUGAGUGGACAUUCAGACCGAACACAGUAGAAGUUGUGGUUAGAUGAAGUAGGCAGUGUGACAGUCACAUCUUCUUUAAACACCUACACAAGAAUCACAGGUUAACAGAAGUAUAAAGGUGGUCUAUCCAAAACCAAAUCGAGAUCAAUUAAACACUACUUUGUGACAACCUUUU
Molecule: messenger RNA, 3514 nt
Organism: Salmo salar (Atlantic salmon)
Lineage: Eukaryota; Metazoa; Chordata; Actinopteri; Salmoniformes; Salmonidae
Product: protein kinase C alpha type
Biological process (GO): protein phosphorylation
Molecular function (GO): zinc ion binding; diacylglycerol-dependent serine/threonine kinase activity; ATP binding
Source: RefSeq, a predicted model, not a curated record